This is a messenger RNA of Zea mays, 1420 nucleotides long. Its product is annotated as ethylene-responsive transcription factor ERF039. NCBI's taxonomy places the organism in Eukaryota, Viridiplantae, Streptophyta, Magnoliopsida, Poales, Poaceae. Gene Ontology annotation, biological process: regulation of DNA-templated transcription. Bases 305 to 991 code for a protein of 228 amino acids. The transcript has a single exon. The record is from RefSeq and is a predicted model, not a curated record. Gene Ontology annotation, molecular function: DNA-binding transcription factor activity; DNA binding.
GUCGCAGUGUCCCAUCGUCAAUCGGCAUUCUCCCCGCUGCACUGCCACUGUUCCCUUGCCCUUGCCCGCAGGGAAGAGCGACGGAGCAGCUGCUUUCCUCUUUCCACGUCUCCCUACACCUCAUUGCCUCAUCAUAAAAUCCCCUCGCUCCCGCACUCUCAGCUCCCACCUCACCACACCACGCCACACUCGCCUCGUGCCCUCGUCCUCACACAGUCACAGUCCUCCCCCGGCAGCGGCUCUCCGCUGCCAACCAACUCCACCAACACCCCCCACAACAGCAGGAGAAAAAAAGGGACGAGCCAUGGCCAUGGACUCUUCCUCCUCCGGCUCCGAGCCCACGUCCUCGUCCUCUGCUGAGGCUCCUGCGUCCCCAACCGCGUCGUCCUCCGAAUCCUCCGCCGCGGGCAGCAAGAAGCGGCGGCGCAGCAAGGACGGGCACCACCCGACGUACCGCGGCGUGCGCAUGCGGGCCUGGGGCAAGUGGGUGUCGGAGAUCCGGGAGCCGCGCAAGAAGUCGCGCAUCUGGCUCGGCACCUUCGCCACCGCCGAGAUGGCGGCGCGCGCCCACGACGUAGCCGCGCUGGCGAUCAAGGGCCGCGCCGCGCACCUCAACUUCCCGGAGCUCGCGAACGAUCUGCCCCGCCCGGCCACCGCCGCGCCCAAGGACGUCCAGGCCGCCGCCGCGCUCGCCGCGGCCGCGGACUUCCAGGCGCCCGCCAAUGCAGCCGCCGCCACGGACCCCGACGACGGCCCGGCCGCCGCCGCCGACUCCGCGUCCGCCUCGCCGCCGCCGCCGCCGCCACAGCUGGACAACCCCGACGACGCUCUGUUCGACCUCCCCGACCUCCUCCUCGACCUCAGACACGGGGCCUCGUCGUGCCAGCUCUCGUGCGCGCCGUCGUGGUACGACGACGCGUGCUUCUCCGGCGCCGGCGCCGGCGCCGGCGCGUUGUUCCGCCUGGAGGAGCCGCUGCUGUGGGAGUACUGAGUGCAGUGAAAUAGACUGUUUUGCUCAGUCGACGAGAAUCAAGCGCGGCUUCGAGCUGCUGCUGCUUGGUGUGUGGCCAUCUACGGCCUAGCUAUGGGCUGUAAUUGCGGCGGUGGACCAGAGCGCAAUCGAUGUAAACCAUGGAGCAGCGUUGGAGUUGGACCAGCUGGAAUGGAACCAAAUUAGAGCCAUUUCUCCUUUGCGUCUGCUCCUACAGAUUUAGAAAGCAAACCACAUGUAUAAAAGAAAAAUCAUUCGUCGACCCCGGCCAGCACGUUCCUUUCGCUCCCUCCAGUCUGGUCGUCUGUCUUUGCUUGGAUUGUGGGACAAGAAUAUGGUGCAGCGGCAAGACUAGCCGCGCAUCUAGCUCCUUUCAUUCUCCGUUGCUCAAAGGGGUUAUACUGAAUCUUUUUUUUUUUUGUAGUUGUA